Molecule: messenger RNA, 1347 nt
Organism: Chenopodium quinoa (quinoa)
Lineage: Eukaryota; Viridiplantae; Streptophyta; Magnoliopsida; Caryophyllales; Amaranthaceae
Product: stress enhanced protein 2, chloroplastic-like
Exons: 2
Coding region: 374-988 (204 amino acids)
Biological process (GO): cellular response to high light intensity
Source: RefSeq, a predicted model, not a curated record
AAACCAUCACAUAAAAUACUAAUAUUAGAAGAACAUACUAAAGAGUUUUAGUACACAAAUAAAAAAAAAGCCUACCUUAAUUACUUUUCUCUUGUCCUAUGCCACCCCUUUUAAUAUCAUUGUCCCACCACAAUUAUUCCACAACCUUUGAAAGCAACAUUAGACCCCAAUAAUAGUAAGCACGUAGCCAAUCUUAACCCCUCAUACUUCUUACCCUUACGUGUAUACUUUCUAUUCCUCCCAAAAUCCCUUCAUAUUACCCACUUAAAACAAACAAAAUAAUAUAACCUAAUACAAUCUAGCUUCACUACCCUCUUCUAAACAUAAAGAUUCCUCUUUUUUGUUUUUGUUUUCUCAAGUUUUCUUCCAAAAGAUGGCUUCUAUGGUCUCGACGCGUGUAGUGCACUGCGAGCUGCAGACGUCUAGGCAGGCCCCAGUGAGAUUGGGGCCUGACUCGACGAGCAGUCCUGACCAGGCUAAGAUUAUUCUACAACCAAGGUUGUGUACCCUUAGAUCGUAUGCUUCUGAUCGUGGUAGCGGGGUGAUCAAGACGAUUGUCACUAAAUCGAAGGACGGUAGUGGUGGUUUUGAUGUUGAUGGGAUUGACCAAGGAGAAGAGUUAUUAUUGUCUCCGUUUUUGGCGAAUUUGUAUGAGUAUAUUGAAAGUAGUAAGAAGAGUCAAGACUUUGAGAUUAUCACCGGUCGAAUUGCUAUGAUAGUGUUUGCUGCAACAAUUGGUGUGGAGUUAGCAACAGGCAACUCUGUCUUUAAGAAAAUGGACGUGGAAGGGAUAACUGAAGGCUUAGGGGCGUGUAUGGCAGCAGUGGGUUGCGCCGCGGCUUUUGCUUAUUCCUACAAUGCGCGGAAGAGGGUAGGUCGUAUCUUCAGUGUCAGCUGCAACGCCUUCAUCGAUGCUCUCAUAGACAACAUCGUUGAUGGCUUGUUCUAUGAGAAUGAUGAAGUUGAACAAUCCAAAGACAACCUAUGAACAAAGAAUGUGCAAUGAACCUCAAUCAAGUUUUUUAUAAUUCAAUCAAUACUUUAAAUAUAUGUAUAGUCAUAUAGAUUUAUACAAUUAUAUGUAUAAGUAGCUAGUAUGAAUGUAUAUAUAGGGUUCAUAUAUAGCUAGUAAAGUUAGAUAUGAUACAGUCUUAUACGAAGUGGUAUAUAUAUGGAUUAUGAUUGACCAAAUUAUAGAAUUUACUAAGUUAGAAGCGUGAUGUAAGUGUAACAAGUAUAUGUUAGAAGUCUAUAGUCAUGUACUUCUAUACUCUAUUAAUUACUUCGGUGUUGUAUUCCUUUUGGCAUUUACAAAUACAUUUAAGGUAAAUCUAAUCGAUUGCUCAC